Molecule: messenger RNA, 4594 nt
Organism: Manis pentadactyla (Chinese pangolin)
Lineage: Eukaryota; Metazoa; Chordata; Mammalia; Pholidota; Manidae
Gene: ZNF546
Product: zinc finger protein 546
Biological process (GO): regulation of immune system process; regulation of cytokine production; negative regulation of transcription by RNA polymerase II
Source: RefSeq, a predicted model, not a curated record
UCAUAUUUCCUCUUCGUUGGUUAAAUGAAUUUUUGGUGUUGGUACAUGGAAACAUUUGUUUUUCUCUUCCUGAAGAGGUCUAGCCUACCCUAGGUUUUCCUUCCCAGCGAAUGAUGGGGGAUGCAGGAGGAUCCCUCUCCUCACUGGCCCCCAAAUGCCCCUCUCCUUGUUUUUCAAAUGAUUCCUCCACACUCAUCUUGGCUUCUCUGGAUUCUGUGCUUCUCCGUGGAGGAAGCCCAAAGAGGACUGACAAGUUCUUGCAGUUCUAAAACCAUGGCCCAUAUGUCCUUAGCAUUCAGAGAUGUGGCCAUAGACCUCUCCCAGGAGGAGUGGGAGUGCCUAGACCCUGCCCAGAGAGUCCUGUACAGGGAUGUGAUGUUGGAGAACUACAGCAACCUGAUCUCACUGGGAUGUUCCAUUGCUAAACCAGAGGUCAUUACUUUAUUAGAGCAAGAAAAAGAGCCCUGGACGGUAAUGAGAGAAGGGACAAGAAGUUGGUACACAGAUUUGGAGUCUAAGUAUGUCACCAAGAAGUUAUUUCUAGAAAAGGAUAUUUGUGAAAUAUAUUUAUCUCAAUUGCAGACAGUGGAAAAAAGUAAAGCCUACCUCCUUGAGGAUAACAUUUUCAGAAAUGAUUUGCAGUGUAAACAUAAAUUUGAAAGACAAGAAAGACAUCAGAUGGGAUGCCUUAGUCAAAUGAUAAUCCAAAAACAUGUAUCUCUUCCUCUACAUCAGAAAAUUCAUUCUAGAGAGAAAUCAUAUGAAUGUAAGGAAUGUAGGAAAGCUUUCCGACAACAGUCAUACCUUAUUCAGCAUCUAAGAAUUCACACUGGUGAGAGACCCUAUAAAUGUAAGGAGUGUGGAAAGGCCUUUUGUCGUGUGGGAGACCUUAGAGUGCAUCAGACAAUUCAUGCUGGGGAGAGACCCUUUGAAUGUAACGAUUGUGGGAAGACAUUUAGACUUCAUUAUCACCUUACUGAACAUCAGAGAAUACAUUCUGGUGUGAAGCCCUUUGAGUGCAAGGAGUGUGGGAAGGCCUUUGGUCGUAUUAGAGACCUCAGAGUACAUCAGACAAUUCAUGCUGGGGAGAGACCUUAUGCAUGUAAAGAAUGUGGGAAGGCCUUUAGACUUCAUUAUCAACUUACUGAACAUCAAAGAAUUCAUACUGGUGAGAGGCCUUAUGAAUGUAAGAUUUGUGGAAAGACCUUUAGAGUGCAACGACAUAUUAGUCAACAUCAGAAAAUUCAUACUGGUGUAAAACCCUAUAAAUGUAAUGAAUGUGGAAAGGCCUUUAGUCAUGUCUCUUACCUUGUUCAACAUCAGAAAAUUCAUACUGGUAAGAAACCUUAUGAAUGUAAAGAAUGUGGUAAGUCCUUUAGUUUUCAUGCAGAACGUACUCGGCAUCAGAGAAUUCAUACUGGUGAGAAACCCUAUGAAUGUAAAGAAUGUGGAAAAGCUUUUCGUCUUCAAACAGAACUUACUCGGCAUCAUAGAAUCCACACUGGUGAAAAACCCUAUGAAUGUAAGGAAUGUGGGAAGGCCUUUAUUUGUGGCUAUCAACUUACUUUACAUCUGAGAGCUCAUACUGGUGAGAUCCCCUAUGAAUGUAAGGAAUGUGGGAAAACCUUCAGUAGUCGCUAUCAUCUUACUCAACAUUACAGACUUCACACUGGUGAGAAACCCUACGGAUGUAAAGAAUGUGGGAAAGCCUUUCGUCUUCAAGCAGAACUUACCCGACAUCACAGAAUUCAUACUUGUGAGAAACCCUGUGAAUGUAAGGAAUGUGGGAAGGCCUUUAUUCGUAGCAAUCAACUUAUUUCACACCAGCGAAUUCACACCAAUGAGAACACUUAUGAAUGCAAGGAAUGUGGGAAGAUUUUUAGUCGUCGCUACAAUCUUACCCAACAUUAUAAAAUCCAUACUGGUGAAAAACCCUAUAAAUGUAAAGAAUGUGGAAAGGCCUUUCGUUUUCAAACAGAACUUACUCAGCAUCACAGAAUUCAUACUGGUGAAAAACCCUAUAAAUGUCAGGAAUGUGGGAAAGCCUUUAUUCGUAGCAAUCAUCUUACUCAACAUCACAGAAUUCAUACUGGUGAGAAACCCUAUGAAUGUAAGGAAUGUGGGAAGACCUUUAGUCGUCACUAUCAUCUUACUCAACAUCACAGAAUCCAUACUGGUGAAAAACCCUACAUAUGUAAUGAAUGUGGGAAUGCUUUUAUUUGUAGUUAUCAACGUACCUUACAUCAGAGAAUUCACACUGGUGAGAUUCCAUAUGAAUGUAAGGAAUGUGGAAAAACCUUUAGCCGUAGAUAUCAUCUUACUCAACAUUUUAGACUUCAUACUGGUGAGAAACCCUAUGGAUGUAAAGAAUGUGGGAAUGCCUUUCGUCUUCAAGCAGAACUGACUCGACACCACACAAUUCAUACUGGUGAGAAACCUUAUAAAUGUAAAGAAUGUGGGAAGGCCUUUAGUGUUAACUCAGAACUUACUCGACAUCACAGAAUUCAUACUGGUGAGAAACCGUAUAAAUGUAAAAAAUGUGGGAAAGCCUUUAUUCGUAGUGAUCAGCUUACUUUACAUCAGAGAAAUCAUAUUAGUGAGGAAACCCUAUGCAUAAUGUAAAGAGGACACAAUGGCCUUUAGAAAAUGCCUUGCCUUUCAUAACAGCAGAGAACCCAUACUUAAUUUUUUAAAUGUUUUACUUGUUAGGGAAAAUAUGGGACUCCCUUUUAUUUCAUACUCGAAUAGUUUUAUACAUACUGAUUUAGAGUUGAAAAAUUAUAAUGUCUACUCAGUCUUGUUUAAACUUGAGCAGACUGAUACUGGUGCAGUGCAUCUCAAACCAAGGUGAAGGACCUUUCCAAAACUGUAGUUGCCCAUUACCUUUAGAAAAUGCAAUAGAAUUGGAUUAUCAGAAAAAUGCAAUGGAAAGAAAGACAUACAAAAUGAAAGCCCCUAUUUUUUUUAUUACUGAAUUUAAUGGACAUCAAUUAGCUCUGUCAAAUUGCUGUAAAGGUUACUAAAUGCUCUCAGUGUCUAUGCACCUUACUUAACUCAUUGUAAACCAGAAGCAAUCUGUGCAACAUCAGUACAUGGAAUACACUUCAUAUAAUACUGUAACAAGAUAUUUGUUAAAGUAAUGAAUGUGGGAAAAGAUUUAUGCCACAGCACAUUUUUACUAUAAUUCUCAUAAUUCCACCUCUGCCUGUGUGGUAUUUGGCAAAACACUUCUCCCCUCUGUGCCUCAGUUUUAAAAUGGUGAUAAUAGUACCUACCAGUAGAAGGUUUGCAAGAAUGACGUUAAUAAAAACAAGACUUUUAGAAGAGUAUGUGCUUGAUAAAAGUUACUAUUAUCAUUACUGAAAUUAGUAAAUUCAUGUGAGAAGACCCUAUGAGUGUAAGGAAUGUGUAAGAACCUGUUACCUUUCACUCCUUACUUAGGCUGAAGUAAUUAGUUGUGGAUAAAAUCCAGUAAAAUAAAGCAAAUCUCCAUUUCUAAAAUCAAAGCCAAUCUCUGAAAACUAAUGUGACAAAGACUCCUCUAGAGUUUAUGAAUGUAAAGAUUACAAGAGGAAGGCUUUAAAAAAUUUUUUUAGAAUUUUGGUAUCAUUAAUAUACAAUUACAGAAAGAACAUUAUGUUUACUAGGUUCCCCCCUUCACCAAGUCCCCCCCAUACCCCCUUCACAGUCACUGUCCAUCUGCGUAGUAAGAUGCUGUAAAAUCACUACUUGUCUUCUCUGUGUUGCGCAGCCCUCCCCGUGCCCCCCCCACACUAUACAUGCUAAUCGUAAUGCCCUCUUUCUUUUUCCCCGCCCUUAUCCCUCCCUUCCCACCCAUCCUCCCCAGUUCCUUUCCCUUUGGUAACUAUUAGUCCAUUCUUGGGUUCUGUGAUUCUGCUGCUGUUUUGUUCCUUCAGUUUUCCUUUGUUCUUAUACUCCACAUAUGAGUGAAAUCAUUUGGUACUUGUCCUUCUCUGCUUGGCUUAUUUCACUGAGCAUAAUAUCUUCUAGCUCCAUCCAUGUUGUUGUGAAUGGUAGGAUCUGUUUUUUUCUUAUGGCUGCAUAAUAUUCUAUUGUGUAUAUGUACCACAUCUUCUUUAUCCAUUCAUCUACUGAUGGGACAUUUAGGUUGCUUCCGUAUCUUGGCUAUUGUAAAUAGUGCUGUGAUAAACAUAGGGGUGCAUCUGUCUUUUUCAAACUGGAGUGCUGCAUUCUUAGGGUAAAUUCCUAGAAGUGGAAUUCCUGGGUCAAAUGGUAUUUCUAUUUUGAGCAUUCUGAGAAACCUCCAUACUGCUUUCCACAAUGGUUGAACUAGUUUACAUUCCCACCAGCAGUGUAGGAGGGUUCCCCUUUCUCCACAACCUCGCCAACAUUUGCUGUUGUUUGUCUUUUCGAUGAUGGCCAUCCUUACUGGUGUGAGGUGAUAUCUCAUUGUGGUUUUAAUUUGCAUUUCUCUGAUGAUUAGCGAUGUGGAGCAUCUUUUCAUGUGCCUGUUGGCCAUCUGGAUUUCUUCUUUAGAGAACUGUCUAUUCAGCUCCUUUGCCCAUUUUUUAAUUGGAUUAUUUGCUUUUUGUUUGUUGAGGUGUGUGAGCUC